CGUCAAAUCAACACGCGCGGACCAAAUCUUCGAGCGUCGGCCUUCUCGCACGUGGUGGAUACAUACCGAUAGGUGAGAGCCAUUGACGUCUCGCACGACGUUGUCAACAUGGCACAAAGUACUGGAUCGGUGUGGGAUAUCUUGGAUGGAUCCAAGGACAUCGUCGGUCGUCCUGCAACGGCCAGCCCAAACGCAUCGCACGACCAGCGACGGGCCGAAUCUACCAAUUCAGCAACUCCAGAACACACAGCGGCACAGCUGUGGCAACAUAGCCAAGACCUGACCAUGCUUCGACGGACACCGCCUUCGUACUUUGUCGUGCAGAGGGGAAACCAAGUAACGUUGCCGUUGCUUCGGUGGACGUUUCGCGGGUUUUCCAUGGCGUUGUGGAUGCGUUUGCCGCUGUCCCAAGAAGGCAAGAAGAUUCGACUGUUCAAAUUCUACAGCACGAGCAAAAGUCAGGGCAUCGAAUGCUGGAUCACCCCCCACACCGACGACAGAAUGGCGUUGACCGUGUCGUCCAUCACCGACGACAAGGGGUGGCGCCACGUGAGCUCCCAGUUCCAAUGGACGCCGGACACGUGGCACUUCGUCGUGGUGUGCCACCGCCAGCACUACCUCAAGAAGAGCCACGUCGUGAGCUAUGUUGACGGCAUGCGCGUGAUAAACGAAGACCUGUCCUUUCCGACACCCCUGGGUCCCAUGGUGCAAUGCCUCAUCGGUGGCGCCGACGUCAACACGACCAUGGGCACGAGUCACAUGUCCGGCAUGACCAUGUACGAAGACGAGCUCCAUAUCGACGCUAUCGCGGCGUUGUAUCGACAUGGCCCCACGGAAACCUGCUUGCGACGCAUCCCCACGGGCGUGAGUCCGUUUCUGCACUCCGUCGUCGCGUCCGACGCGCUGUGCCCUCUCACUAGCGUGGAUAAACGAUCUCUUGGCCAACUCAGCUCGAAUGCAAAGGUCGUGUUCUCGUUCAACGCCCAAGAUGCGUUGCUCGUUGUGCCAGACGAAAGCCCGACGAAGCAGCCGCCGCCGCCAUCUCCCAUUUCCCCGUCCUACCUGUGCGUGCAGUGGACGAGCGAAGGCGACGUCGACAGCGACGCCGGCUGGACGCGGUUCAAGAUGGACGCGGCGUUUCUCCCGCAGGAGCAGAUCCACCUCGACGGCGCCGUCUCGGUCGUGGCGCAGCCCAACCGCAGCGACGCCUGGUUCCGCCACGGCGGCAUCCUCGCCAUCCCCGUGUUGCUCGACCAGUUGCUCACGUCCAACUCGAUCACGGCGACGUUGCUUAGCGAUGCGCUGCACGUGAUGCAGGAGUUGCUGCGGUCGAGUGUGGCGCACCAAGAAGACAUGCUGCACGGGUACGGCUUCCACGUGCUCAGCCACGUCCUGCGAAUGCAUGCUACGCACGACAUGGCCGACCUCUUGACCCCGAGUAUCGCCACCACGGUCGUGGAAUUAGUGUUGAACCUGUGGCCCGAAUCUCUCGACAAACCAAUUGCCGAGCAUGCGAUGCUGCCCCCAUUGUUGUUUGCUGCGGGUGUGCACGGGUUGCUGCUCGACUUUCACCUGUGGACGUUAGCUCCAUACAAGACGCAGAGCCUGCUCAUUCAGCAACUCGUGGCCUUUGUAACCCAGCAUCCGCGGUGCUUUGAAGGCGUUGUCCAAGCCCAACACAUCCUCGACAUCUUGCGCACGUUUUACGCCGCUGACGUCAACGUGCUCGAAUCUGACAAGACAAAGCAGCAGGAGCAACGGCAGUGGAUCGACGAGUGCGUGGCCUCGCUCGUGCUGCUGCUGCAUCGGUCGCUGGCCGCCGCAGACGACAAGGACGUGCUGCACGUCGCCGCCGUCCGGCUUCCGUUUCGCGUCGUCACAGAUCUGCGCGCGAUCGGUCGGUUUCUCCUCACGGCCACAACAGACAACGCCGUCGUCACGCGCGCCGUUUUGGCCCAUUUGUGCGACACGGUCGAGAAAUCCGAGCCUUCCAAAACCAUGGCGUGUGUGGCCGCCAACGUCGUCGAGGCGGCCGUGCAUUUGAUGGGUCCAAAGCACGGCUGGGGCGUGCGCACCUCUGCCAUGCGUCUGUUUGUGCUUCUGUUUGAAUGGCUCGAGACGGACAGCGGGCGGUCGCUCGUCCAGUCGGUUGAACGGACGUACCAAGCCGAAUCGGUGGCCGACCCCAAGCUCUGGAACGACCUGGCCCACGAUAAUGUGUUCAACAUGGGGCUACAGCACUCGAUGGUGCUCAACGACUUGACCAGCAACCGCCACAGCAUGGACAUCCUGCCUCUGUCGGACCAGUCGACCCUUCCGCCCCCACCCCCCCCCCCCCCUUUGUCUUCUUCUUCGUCUCCACCUCCUCCGCCAACCCGCAAAGAGUCGAAAGAUGCAAGCAAGCAACAACCGCCUUCGUGGUGGAAGCAACUGGUGGCGUCGUCGAAUCGACUGGUGCUCACGUACGCAGACCGCCUGACCGUGCUUCGGUCCAUUGCGCUGCGCCAGAUGAGCCUCCACCAAGCAAAGUCUUGCCACGACGCUGAAUCAUUGCACUUUGCGGUCGGCGCGAGCAUGCAGUGGCUGCUUGCGCUGCCGCUGCGAGGCCUGCUUCCGUUCGUGUCGAGCUUGUUCUUGCGUUGUUCGACGACGAUCGAGUCCCAAUGCGACCGCGAGAAGAUGCUCAUGGAAAUCAGCGUCGGCGUCAAGACCGACGCUCAAGUGCAGUUAGACUUGUUGGCUCAGCCGUCGUGGGUCGUGUGGCUCGGCGACCUCUUGGCGUCAUGUGAAAGCGACGACCCCACAGGCCAAGACCUCGUACUCGACACGAUCGUCACGCUCCUGUGCCGGGCGCUGUACAACUCCAACGGGUGUUUGUGCGUUGACCAGCUGUUUGCGAGGUUUCCGAGUCUGCCGUGGCGCCGCCGGGUGCUGGCGCUGGUGUUCCUGCGAACAGCCCGCAACAAAUCCAUGCUCAGCCGCGCCGUGAGUGAAAAUCUGUACCGGUUGUUGAUGCUCGCGACGUUUUUACUGGCUCAAGAAGCCCCCGACCACGUCGAGUACCUCUUGACGGCGUGUGUAGACGUGACGGAAAUGCUCUUGGAAAGCACCCACAGCAAACACCGCGCAGGCAUCAUCCCCGGGCUGCGACUGUGUCGCAUGUACCUGUCGCAGCUUCCGACGUCACCACUUCCCCGGCGGAUGCUCCAGCUGCUCGCCAGUGGGUUGCAGCAAGAAGUGAGCCAGCGCCUGCCCAUCGACGAGAGCAUCCAAACCCACGACAUGCUGCUUCGGGUGCUUACUAGUCUGGCGGUGGCACAUCCGUCCGUCGACUGCAGCGAGCUGGUGCUGCGGAUCGCCACGUGUGGCCUCUUUGACAAGCAAGAGGAGCUGUCCGUCGAUCGAUUGAGCUCCAUGGACGCCGCGUCGGCCGUCCAGCACGUGUUUGAGAUUCUCGUGGUCGGUGCACGCGAGAGUUUGCACGAGGACGAGGUGGUCGAUUGGUCGCUGUGGGUGCCCAAGUGGUUUCCCCAGUCAAGUGUGUCGAGUUCCCCCAUUGCGUCCGUGGUCGCCGCUGCCUCCCAAGUAGAAGAGAAGCGGAUGGGCGAAACAAUCAAGGAUAUUGCCAAGAAAGAACUCGACCGCAUGACCUCCCUCGAUGCAGGCGUGCACCGGCGGCAGCAGUGGACGGCCCGAAGCUGGGACCAGUGCCGAUACAAAGUGCUAUCGGAGCAAAUCCGUUGGGAGGAUGUGUCGUUGGAUGGUUGCUGCAGUAUCUACCCCCCCACCUCGUCCCCUCCAACGCAUGAGUACCAGUUGACGCGGCAUGAGACGCCGUUCCCGUCGCGGCGACGGCAUCGCAUGGACGUGUACUUCAAGCCCACGCUAUUGUGUGCACCAACGACUCCUCCCCCCCUGGUCAUGUCGACGGACGAACUGGAAAAAGUGGGCCGGGCGAUCGCCACACAAGGCGGGGCCGUUCUCAACAACGAGACCAUCCCAGACGACAAUACAUCCGACUUUGACGCCAUGCCACCGCCGUCGCCGCGACGGACAGACGCCGACGAAGCUGAUGACAAGGACGACGAGGAUGAGGUCAUGUCGAUGCCGUCGCACGGGUUUGCGUUCCUCCAUCCGUCGAGCGGACGGGGCCUAGAUCCCAACGAUCGCGUGUACUUGCAACCCCUGGUUCGAAAGGUGGUGCCGGAAGGACUCGUCCUGGGCUCAUUGAGCAUUUGCGACCACGCGGCCGUGUUCCAGCCCACCCAGUCGAGCGAGUCGGACGACGUCGAAGUGGCGUCUGGUCUGCAGGGGACGCACCGGUGGGCGUGGAAGGACGUGGUCGCCGUGUACUUGCGGCGCUUUCGGCUGCGCGAGUCGGCGGUCGAACUGUUUGUCCAAGACGGAACGGCCCACUUUCUCGAUUUCCACGUGCCUGACUUGUCGUCCGUGGCCGUUCGAGACGAAAGCGUGCGCCUCAUUCUCGCCAUGUGCCCCCGCGCAACCAUCAAGCAGUGGCCGAUGAUGUCUCCCAGCCGCCUCAUCGGCAACUUGACCAAGGAGUGGCAGGCCCGCCUCGUGUCCAACUACGAUUACUUGAUGGCGUUGAAUACGCUGUCGGGCAGGUCGUUCAAUGACUUGACGCAAUACCCAGUGUUCCCGUGGGUGUUGUCCAACUACUCGAGCGAACAUUUGGAUUUAUCUGACCCGGCCAACUACCGCCCUUUGAACCAACCCAUGGGAGCGCUCAACCCCGACCGACUGGCCGAGUUUUGGGAGCGAUACCAUAGCUUUGACGAUCCGGUGAUUCCCAAGUUUCUGUACGGGUCGCACUAUUCGACGGCCGCGGGCAGUGUCUUGUACUACCUCAUGCGACUCCAGCCGUACGCGUCGCUGCAUAAACUGACGCAGGGCGGAUCGUUCGACCUGCCCGACCGCGUGUUCAAUUCCGUACGAGACGUCUGGAACAUGUGCAAUUCCAGCAUGUCCGAGGUCAAAGAGCUGACGCCCGAGUGGUUUUCGACGCCUGCUUUUCUGCGCAACGUCCAUCAGUACGACUUUGGCACGCGGCAAGACGGCAUCAAAGUGGGGGACGUGGAGCUGCCUCCGUGGGCCCAGAACGACCCCGACCAGUUCAUCCGUCUUCACCGCGCCGCCCUCGAGAGCGAUCACGUGUCGGCGCACCUGCACGAGUGGAUCGACCUGAUCUUCGGCUUCCAGCAGCGGGGCCCCGACGCGCUAGCUGCGAACAACGUGUUUUACUACCUGACGUAUUCCGGUCUCGUGGAUCUGGACUCGAUCGACGACCUGCACCUUCGCAACGCCAUGGAGCAGCAGAUUGCGCACUUUGGCCAGUGUCCGCAACAACUGUUUCGAACGCCACACCCGGCGCGCGGGCCGUCGUCGACGCGACCUCUGCAAGAGUACCCUCCGACCAUCACCAAGGCCCUGACGAGUAGCCUCGGCAUGUGUGCGGUCAAAGUGCUGGGCGACCGCGUUGUGGGGGUGAAUUCGCUGGGGGUGAUUGAGCUGCACCACUGGAAGCUCCAGAAAAGCAAAGACGGAGGAGACAAGUGGGCCUUCAAAACCGAACGGGACGCGAGUCCGUUCGACGUGGUCCCGCGCGUGCCCGUGUACGCGACGACCGCCGUCCCCACCGUCGCCAUUUCGUCACAGGGUCGCGUGAUCGUCAGCGGCGGGGCGCCCACCGGCACCGUCCACAUCCGCCUCGUCGACGUCGAGAAUGGCCACGUGAUGGCGCGGGCCAGCGUCGACGGACACGCCGGCGUCGUCACCUGUUUGGCCAUGGACGUCCUUGGCGACGACGAGUGUUUUGUCUCUGGGUCCACAGAUUGCUCAGUGCUGCUGUGGCAGCUGUCUCACAUGAACAGCCCGUUUCGACCCCCGCGGGUGUCGUCGUGUCCGUUGAUGGCGUUCCGAGGCCACAGGACCACCGUCUCGACGUGUGCGCUCAGCGUGCCGCUGGGGCUCGUCGUGAGUGCGUCCGACUCGAUGUGUUUGGUGCACAAUUUGCACUCGGGGGUCGUAUCCUUUGGCUUCAAGAGCCCGCCGCUUUCGUCGUUUCAAAGCGUUGCGAUUGCCUCGUCGGGAUACGUCGUUGCAUGUGCCAAGACGACCAACGACACGAGCGUGGUCCAAGUGUACAACUUGAUGGGGACGUGCAUUCGACAGCAUGCGAUGGAAUUGUGCACGGCGCUUCAACUGUCUAGAGACGGAUCGCUACUGACCGCUAGCCUCCCGCAGUGUCUUCGCAGCUACCGCGUCGACGAUUUUUCCGUCGCGGGGGAAUUCGCCCACCCCAAGGAACAUGCGAUGGUGUCGUGCUCGGACAUUGGACCCCACGAAGCCGACAUGCUGGCGGUGACGGGGCACGCGGACGGCAGUCUGGUGUGGCACGUGCUGCCGGACGCCGACGGGCACCUGUCCGUGUUGGGGUCGGUGGGGCGCUUCCUCAACCUCAAUUCCAAGCUCAAGGUGGUCAAGGGCACGGUGCAGCAGGCGCAGAAACUUGCGAUUUCCACCAUCGACAACGCCCACGCCGUGUCCAACACGGCCAAAGAUAUUGCCGACGAAGCCAAGUCCAUGAUGCAAACCAUCUUUGGGCUGUUCAAAUAGCAAACACAAUCUCUAUAUAUAUAUUAAUUAUACUAGUUACCAGUGUUUUAUUCCUAUGA
This is a messenger RNA of Aphanomyces astaci, 6695 nucleotides long. RefSeq lists its product as hypothetical. Lineage: Eukaryota; Oomycota; Saprolegniomycetes; Saprolegniales; Verrucalvaceae. The transcript has 6 exons. The coding region runs from base 109 to 6636 and encodes 2175 amino acids. Gene Ontology annotation, molecular function: protein binding. The record is from RefSeq and is a predicted model, not a curated record.